Molecule: messenger RNA, 1298 nt
Organism: Nelumbo nucifera (sacred lotus)
Lineage: Eukaryota; Viridiplantae; Streptophyta; Magnoliopsida; Proteales; Nelumbonaceae
Product: D-aminoacyl-tRNA deacylase-like
Biological process (GO): D-amino acid catabolic process
Molecular function (GO): D-aminoacyl-tRNA deacylase activity
Source: RefSeq, a predicted model, not a curated record
AAUCCCAACUGAACUCGCUCGAGUGUACAUUUGGGCCGCCCGCUUCCAAACUGUUACAAGGAGAGAGAGGAAAGAUGGUGACACUGGUGGUAGCUACUACCAUCGAUCCCGCCUCCAUUGGCCCUGCCUCUGCGCUCUUAGCCAUGCCCGGCUGGCACCCUGGUCCUUUCCUUCAGGAUAUACCAAGCUUCGUCAAUGGAGAAGUGAGACUGUUAAAGCAUGACAACAGCAUUGUCGCAGAGGAUCACCUUGAUAAGCGUUGGGAGGAGGCCACCAAUGAGGUUGUCGAUGAGAUCAUAUUUCUGAGCAAGCAUACAGCUGUUUCAAAUCGACCUGCCCUCACUGUUCAUCCUAUUGGUAUACCACAUUUAAGAGAAGAUGAUGUUCCUCCUCAAGGUGGAAAGCCUGGAUGGGCUGCACCUCCUAGUCCUCGGAUAGGGCCAUGGCUGAGGCUUCUAAAGAAAAUUGCUGAGUCUCAUAAUUUAAUUCCUGAGUUUGAGGUCACUUUGGAGGGCACCCAUCAUGGCCCUGUGACCAAUUCACCAACCAUGUUUUUGGAGAUUGGUAGUACAGCAGAAUACUGGAAGAGACAAGAUGCUGCACAAGCCAUUGCAUUACUAGUAUGGGAAGGACUUGGGCUUGGGGGAUGUGGCGCUGUAGGAAAUUGGAACAGCAGGAGUAGUGACAGAAAUAAAGUGCUUCUGGGAAUAGGUGGUGGACAUUAUGCACCUAGACAUAUGGAUGUUGUUCUAAAAGAUGGUGUUUGGGUGGGCCACCUUCUUUCUGGAUAUUCCUUGCCAAUGGAAGAUCCGGGCCAAUCAAAAGUAGACACAAAUGUGAAAGACAUUGGUGGAACGUGGAAGCAGUCAAUUAGAGUAGCAUUUGAAGCCACCCAAUCAGCUUUUCCAGGUGGAGAAGUUCUUGCACAUCUGGAUCACAAGAGUUUUAAGGGCUGGCAGAAAAGUGCUAUUAUGGGUUUCCUUGCUAAACAGAAUAUUCGUGUUGGCAAACCAGAAGACUUCUGAUUAUCUUUUGAGCGUUACUGAUGAUUGACUGCUGCUUAUCAUAUUCUGCUAUUUAAUUAUUUUGGGGUGGAUGGAGGUGAAAUGCACUUAUCCAAGUUAAUUGCAGUUAUAAUUUUUUACUUCGUAAAAUAUUUUUUAGUCUUGUAGGAGGGCACACUGCCUAUGUUAUAGUUUUCUUUCCAGAGAGAUUCUUAUGUACCAAAUUUUGAGUUGCAGAGAAAUCUACACAUUAUAUUUCAUUAUUUCUAGGAUAAACCAACCCAAAAUAAGCGA